This is a messenger RNA of Parus major (Great Tit), 15365 nucleotides long. RefSeq names its product family with sequence similarity 135 member B (gene FAM135B). NCBI's taxonomy places the organism in Eukaryota, Metazoa, Chordata, Aves, Passeriformes, Paridae. The transcript has 20 exons. Bases 189 to 4445 code for a protein of 1418 amino acids. The record is from RefSeq and is a predicted model, not a curated record.
GCAGCAGCCCUGGCAGGAGCCAGAGCCCGGCAGCCGAGGCUGCAGCCAGCUGCUGCCAACCCCUACCCGCACCGGCAGCCGGUCACAGCCCCGGCCCCACUGCUCCCGGGGGGAAUAGGGCAGAGGGAGCUGAGACGGCUGCACUGCAGAGGGAUCCCAGACAAGCCAGGUGAUGACCUGAAAAAACCAUGUCUGAGGUUCAGGGAACGGUCGAGUUUUCUGUGGAGCUACACAAAUUCCAUAAUGUGGACCUCUUCCAGAGGGGGUAUUACCAGAUAAGAGCUGGACUGAAGAUCCCAUCCAGGAUUCCCCACAGGCUGUUUGCCACGAUUGCAGGACAGACAGGUGAUUCCAGCCUUUGCUCAGCCUGCGUUCAUGAAAACAAUGUUUACAGCAGAAUCUUUCAGAUUUUGUACAGAAAUGAAGAGAUCAUUCUUAAUGAGUCAAUGAACUUCAGAGUGCACCUACUUCUGGAUGGUGAAAGGGUGGAAGAUGCAUUGAAUGAAGCAGAUUUUCAGCUCAAGCUGGACCUGCACUUUACUGAUAGUGAGCAACAGCUGAGGGAUGUCCCAGCCAUCCCCAUGAUCAGCAGCCGCACUCUGUGUCUGCACUUCCACCCCCGCCGGGGGCUGCACCACCACGUUCCCGUCAUGUUUGACUAUUUCCACCUGUCCGUGGUCUCCGUCACGGUGCACGCGUCCCUGGUGGCUUUGCACCAGCCUCUGAUCAGUUUCGCUCGUCCAGGGAAAGGUUCAUGGCUUGGUAAAGGCAACCUGGAGGCAGGACCAGACCAGUCCAGUAUGUCAUUAGAAAAUCUAGUGUUUGGAGCUGGCUACUGCAAACCCACUUCUUCAGAGGGCAGCUUUUAUGUCCCAUCUGAAAACUGCAUGCAGCAUGCAUACAAGUGGCAUAAGGAUCUCUGUCUUCUGCUCCUGAAUGCUCAAAGGGGUCUUCACACCUACUACACCCUCAUAAUGAAUGAGAUUCCUGAUUUGCCACAGCUGAAGUUGGAGGAGCUAUCUGUGGAAGAGACAUUAUCCCAGCUUUGUAUGGAGCUGCAGCUGAUGAACAAUCCAGAGAAGAUAGCAGAACAGAUAAGCAAGGACCUCGCCUGGCUUUGCUCUCACCUCCUGGCCCUGUGGACCCAGUUCCUAGAGGUGGCAACGCUCCAUCCAGAAGUCACAGCUUAUCUGACUCAGGAACAUCACAUGCUAAGGGUGAGAAGAUUCUCAGAAGCCUUCUUCUACACCGAGCACCAGAAACCUGCUGUGCUCAUGUUCCAGGAAGGCCUGAUCCAGAGCCACGCACAGAUUUCUACAGAAAUUCGUAACUCGGAUUAUUUCACCAGCAUGCCCCCGCUGCCGGCGGAAUGCCUGGACAUCGAUGGGGACUGGAACACCCUCCCAGUCAUCUUUGAGGAUAGGUACACAGACAUGCCUUGCAAAGAUCAGAAUUUGGAAGUUUUCCCAGAUUUUGAGGUUCCUGCAAAUACUCAAACAGAUGUAAAACUGGAAAAUGAAGACUGUGCAUCAGAUGAUGCCACUGCAGUAAUGAAAGGAGAUUUUGGGAAAGAUACCCCACUAAUACACACAGACAGGAUAAACAGGAAUCCCUCAUGCCUACACAGCAGUACUGAAGCUGCUGCUAAGGGUUUAAACCAGCACUCCACAUCUCAGGUAUGUACAAUAAACAAAGAAGGCCAAAGGAAACCUGAAAAUAUUUUUGUUUCAAGAGAGGAAACUAUUUCUGACUCAGAGCCAGGCAAUACAGAACACAUGUCAGAAGACUUUAAAACAUCCGAGGAAGUUUUAUUAAAAGAUAAUAGACUUGGUGAGGAUGUUAUCUGUGGAGACAUGGAACCCAGCAAUAAGGACUCUCACAAAAGUGAGCCCAUGCUAAUUGUCAGUGCUCAGUACGAGUGUGGAGCAUGUGGAACUGAUGGCUUGGAAGACAGGACUGAAAUACACAAUCUAGAUGAAUUUGGUCAUCCUGAAACUAAUUUCACUUCAUCUGAGAUUGCACUGAAUGAAUUGACCAGUCUUGGAAAGCCAGAGGAUGCAGAUAACAAGGCUUAUCUCCAUGUUUUGAAAGUUUUGCCUUCACACAGCUGUGAAGUGAAAUCAGUCACAAAGGAUCAACGAACUGAGGAGAGUGAAGAAUUUACCCUCAUGUCAGGGGCCAUAAAAAGAUCUUCCUCUAUAAUUUCUGAUUCAGGCAUUGAAAGUGAACCAAGCUCGGUGGCAUGGUCUGAUGCUCGUAGCCGGGCCCUGGAGCUGCCCAGUGACCGGGAGAUCCUGCACCACUUGGUCCGGAGGCACGCCAUCCACCGAAACUCCCUGGAGGGUGGCCACACGGAAAGCAACACCAGCUUGCCCAGUGGUAUCCAAGCAUCACUCACAUCCAUCAGCUCUUUGCCCUUUGAGGAAGAGGAGAGGGAAGUGGAGCUUACCAAAUUGACAAAAUCUGUCUCUGCUCCUCAGAUCAGUAGCCCAGAAGAGCCCACGGAGGAGGUGGAUAUAUCGAAACACAGUGAAGCCACCUCAGGAGAUUCAGAUCAAAACUUAAGAAGCUACAUGGAGACAGAGGAUAAAGAUGGAAAAAUAAUCAUAGACUUUUCUGAGUGUCAAAUGACCACUGAAAGUGGACAAAUAGAACACAGAAGACAUCCCAAGCCUCUCCUCAAACACAGUAGCAGUAACACUGAGUUACAAGGGGAGGAGGAGAAAGGUUUUCCAGAGACUUGCUGUACUUUGGAAAACACAAGACAACCCACUUGUCCGAAGCAGCUCCAAGAUAAUGUCUCUGAGUGCCUGUCACUGGAGAGCAAUGGUGAGUGCAGCUUAAAAACACCAAGGGCUUGUAAUUACUUGGACAAAAAUAUAGAUAAGGUUGAUACAUGCAUUGAGGAUCCAAAGGAUAAACUUAAGCUGGACAGUUUAAAAAUACAACAGGGCUCUUCCAAUAGUAGAAUUUCAGGAGAGGAAAGUUUUUCACAAAGCAUAAAGGUGGUACCAGAUUUUUGCUACCCUGUUGCAGCUCCUUCAGACACCUCCACUGAAUUUGGCUCACUGCAAGGAGAAUGUGGCAGCUCUCUUGCUGAGGAGAGCCCAGCAGUGAAUGCAGAAAUGCAGGGGCUGCAAGAAAUUGAGCUCAAUGACUGUCCUGCCUCAGCAGACCCUGCGGCAGGGUCCCACCAGGCUGAACGUCCUCAGGAGCCCAGCAGCCAAGAGAAUAAACUUGUAGCCAACGGCACCGGGUUUCCUUUGGCCACGACAGAGGGAGUAGCCCUGGAAAGCAGAAAGGCUGCUGAUGUGGUUAACCUGUCCAUCUCUUGCACAGCCACCUGUCUUCCCUUUUCUUCCGUGCCCAAAGAGACCCCUGCCAUGGCAGGCUCCUCGGCAAAGCAGGCAGCGUUCCCCAUCACGCGCCAGCCGCUGGGCUCGUUUGGAGUCGUCUGUUCUAAUUCAGAUGAGAUGGAUGAAGAGACCAACGAAAGGAUGCUGAAUUUUUAUCAGGCCAAAGAAAAAUUUAAAAAAGAAAUGAAGAUUGAAGGAUUUCUGUACAGUGACUUAUCUGUACUAGCUUCUGAUAUCCCAUAUUUUCCACCAGAGGAAGAGGAAGAAAAUUUGGAAGAUGGAAUUCACCUGGUUGUCUGUGUCCAUGGAUUGGAUGGUAACAGUGCAGAUCUGCGGCUGGUAAAGACUUUUAUAGAACUGGGACUUCCUGGUGGAAAACUGGACUUCCUAAUGUCUGAAAGAAAUCAGACUGAUACUUUUGCUGAUUUUGAUACAAUGACUGACCGAUUACUGGAUGAAAUUAUUCAGCAUAUCCAGUUGUACAACCUCUCCAUAUCCCGAAUAAGUUUUAUUGGACAUUCCCUUGGUAAUGUCAUCAUUCGAUCUGUAUUAACUCGGCCCAGGUUUCGCUAUUACCUCAACAAGUUACACACCUUCCUGUCCCUCUCUGGGCCUCACCUGGGAACCCUCUACAACAACAGCACUUUGGUUAGCACAGGUCUGUGGCUAAUGCAGAAGUUGAAAAAGUCAGGGUCACUUUUGCAACUGACCUUCAGGGACAACGCGGACCUGCGCAAGUGUUUCCUCUAUCAGCUCAGCCAAAAAACGGGUCUUCAGUAUUUUAAAAACGUUGUGUUAGUGGCCUCACCCCAAGACAGAUACGUACCUUUUCAUUCAGCAAGAAUAGAAAUGUGCAAAAAUGCACUUAAGGACAGACACACAGGUCCUGUUUAUGCAGAAAUGAUCAACAACCUGCUCCAGCCUUUGAUUGGGGCCAAGGACUGCACUUUGAUCAGACACAACGUGUUCCAUUCUCUGCCUAACACCGCCAACACGUUGAUAGGCCGGGCCGCCCACAUUGCCGUGCUGGACUCUGAACUUUUCCUGGAGAAGUUUUUCCUCGUGGCAGGACUCAACUACUUCAAAUAGUGCCUGAAGUAUGGGGUAACAGAGGCCAACCUUUCCUUUGAGUGGAGGAGACUCCCUUAGCCAAAGGAGUGCAGUGUUAGAAAUGAGAUCAGGUGGGACUUUCAAACUUUCCAUUUCCAUUUCUCUUUCAGAGAACAAAGUGCUAUGGCUUUAAGGCAUUCAAGCUUCCAAGUAUUGGUGCUUUUGGAAGAAAUAAAUAUUCCUCUUCAGUUUCAAUGUUUAUUGUCCACAUAAAGACAUGAGCCACUUGUGAAGUACAGAAUCAGAAUAAGGAGGUUAAUUCUCUAAAUGUGAUUGGACCAAUAUAAUUCCCAUUUCUCCUGAAUAUUAAACCAGGAACUUGUCUGUCUUUGAUUUACUGCUUAUUUAUGUAUUAAUGAACCUCUACAUUUGUAGCUCUUCUGGGGUAGUUAACACACAAGGAAACAAGUGUAUGUGAACUCAGGUUAAAACCUUCUUUGUGAUGAACUGAGAAGUCUGAAAACCAUACAUGAAAGAUUCAGUAUUUCUGUUUGUUGGAAGAAAAUAUUUGGAUGGCUCCAUACUGGUAAUAAUUUGUAACAUACAAAUUGUACACUCAAAUAAUGGAAAGGAGUAAAAUAUUUUACAUACAAUGAACAAAUAUUGAUAUUUGUCUUCAAAAAGAAACCCCAGCUCUAGUUUGGGAAGAAAUUCAUUCAAGUUAGAAGCUGCCAAAAAAAGAGGACUACACUGGAUUACUUGUAAAAUAUCAGUGGCAUCUGUUAAUAUUUCUUCUGUUUACAUUUAUAGAGGAUGUCUUUGUUAUAACCUUAAAGGAACAAUUUUUACGUUUACAUUUGAAUCUAAGUCCAUUUGUCCCAAAUUUUUUUUAAAAAAAAAAAUUUCACUGAUACAGAAUUCAAAAUCUAUCCAGUUAUACCCUUGAAAACCCCAGACAUUUGAAAAAAACAAAAACAAAAAAGGAUAGAGAUACAGAAUGGUAAGGAUUGUGGAAAGUUUUUAAAAAUAUAAAGAUGUCUUAAGAUCCUCUGCAAUACUCUCUAAAUGCUAAAUGUCUAAAGUGACAAAUUUCAAUAACUUUAUGCACAUUUUCAUAACAUUUUGAAAACUUUUCAAUGUCACAGGAGUUUUUUAGAUAAAAGAAAGUGAAUAAUUCUUCACAAUUAUUUUUGUUUGGAAGUCAGGCAAUUUUUAAUGCAAAUACAAUUUGUUUAAAAAUACAAAUGAAAAGUCUCUAUAUCUUCUAGCAGUGACUGUAAAAAAAUCACAAAGUUGGGUUUAGGUGUCAAGACUCCUACCAGUGAAGUAAGAUCAAGAUGUUGCAGAUUUGUGAAAUAAAAUACAAAAUGAAAACAAACAAAAAAAAAACCACAACCAAAGGGAAACAUUUGUACUUGCAAAAAGUAAAACUAAUUUUUUCUCAAAAGAAAAAAAAAGUGAAAAACUUACACAAAAUGAGUUCAAGAAAACAGUUUUUGCAGACUGGCAAAUGCUGGUAAAGGAAAAAGGCUGGCUUGAUAACUAAUGCAUGUUUUCAAAACAGGAAAGAGAAAGAAGGUAUAUACCAAAGGGUGAGAUUAAACCACCUGAAAAGGAGUAUUACACAUAAAAAUCUUGUGCAAUCAUAGAGGCAGAAAUCAUAUGGGAACAAUUCCAUGGUGUGAUUCAAUGUUGACAAUUCUCUUAAUACCUCAGUACUUGAAUUAAAUAGGUAGAUACUAUUGUGUUUCUCUCUCUCUUUUCUUCUUCCCUCCUUAUAGAUUGACUGUUAAAUGUUAACAGUCAGUUUUACCCAGUUAACAAAUGAAUUCUAUCAAAAAACCUAUGGUUUCCACCUCUGGCUUGGGAAUUCUUUCUCACUUUUUGGCCUCAGCAGUCUAGUUCCAGCUGCACUGACAUACCACAACUUACUUCUUCCUCAAUAAAUUGUUUAGAGAAUUUUAAAUACAAUGGGACAUGGAGGUCGAGCUGUUAGACAGUGCAGAACUCUUGAGCCAGGACUAGUACUUCUAUAAGGAAAACCAGGAAAGAAAUCAAUCUCUAACUGUAAACAACAACAAAAGUGUGCUAUAUGAGGGUCUGGUCCACUUGUAGAAAACGCUCAGUAAUCUGCAAACUGAAAUUCUGAAAACCAUUUAGAAAGAAGUGACUUCACACCUGUGUACAUGCCUGCUCUGUGUGUGUACACAGUCUGUACAAGGAAGUUUGCUUCUUUCCAGGUGUCACACACCAACUUUCAGAGUCCUGGGUCUGACAACAAACCAGUGUAGCUGUUCUUACACUCAGAUGGGAUGUCCUUGCCUUGCCUUGUGCAUUGGACAGCAUUCCCAGCCCUCUGUUUGCAUCACCCUGAGAGAAUGGACACAGGAAAAGGUCUCUGCAUUGCUGCAGGAGCUGUGUGCUUUUCCAUAUGUUCACUUUGACAUUCUGUACUCCUAUCAGUGCUCUGACUGAUGGGUUAAUAUACCUAAAGGUGUCAGAGUUCCUAUCCAUACAGAAUUCUUUGAUGGCUCAGUCUGAUUUCAGACUUGGAGUUGGAUUGUUUGUAGACUUGGAUCAGGUCCACCUAACUUACAUCUUGUGGGGAAUGGAAGAAAGCUCCUGUGGAACCUCAGAAAAAUCUGGGAAGCUUCAUUCCUGUUAAAUGCUAAGACAGAUUUUAUCUUCCUUUUACUGGCAGAACAUUGUGGGAUAUAUUGGCAGUAGUGGUCUAGUUGAGCUUCCAUCUUAAGUUUCUCAGAAUAGCCUCCCUCACUUCUUCUUCUUUUAUUCUUUUAAAUGGGAUGUUGCCCCUCAAUACUAAAAAUGUACUCAACUGUGUAGAUUAUACUGCAAAAAAACCUACAUUUUCAUUAUAAUACAAAUAAUAUCUAUGUUUUUUGACUUCAUCAGAGAAUAGUAAUCAGCAUGGACUUAUUUUCAGAUUUGUAUUUACAUGGAAAGAAAUAUACAGCAAGAAUUACCUUCAUAAAAGUUAGCAAGGUCAGUGCACAGUUAGCAUCUUUGUUUCUGUCACAACCUUUGGAAUUUCAAUAUAUUGUCUUUUCACAUUAAUCUUUUUCAAAUUCAUUUAAGUACAUUUGCAGUAUUUCUGCAAGGAUUUUCCCUGCAAUCUGCACACCUCACCUUUGGCUUCCUCUUUCUGUAGGGGCAGGGCUUAAACUCUUCAGUGAAGCUCUCACAUUCAUAGAGGAUAAAAGAGUUUUUCAAGACUUUGUACAGAGGAGGGGAAAACCUGGGCUUUUUUUGUAGCUUGUCAAUAUUAGUAUCAGCUGUAUUUGAAGUGAAGCUCCCUUCAGUUCUGAGGGAUUCUGUAGUAAAGUAAAAAACAAAGCCAGCAUUCCAAGGUUUUUUUUUAGCAUCUGCAAAGCUUAAAACUAACAAGGAGGAUCUCCACCAGGCAAAGUGCAUUUGGCUGUUGAGGUUUUCCAGGGUCAGAAGUUCUUGCCCAAAUGAGCAAGUUCUCUGGAAGGAAAGGUGAUGGCCCACGUGCAGAAAAAGAGGAGCAGAGCCAGAUCUCAAGGCUUUGAAAGACAGAGUCAAAGAUAGAGGGAUGGAAGAAAGACAACAAAUUCCUGAAGCAGACUCUUACAUUUAAGACAUUAACUGUUUUAAAAGAUUUGAAGAACUUGAAAACAGUGCAGUUAUAACAAUUCAGUGGAUAUCUAGAAUUCUAUUAUCAUGUCUUUAUUAAUAGCUGGAUUUCUUUUUCUCCAAUAUUCUGGGUGUUCUAGAGCCCAUUGCUCCACACUUUUAAAAGAAUUUAAUAUCUUCUGAAAUUGAUUUUUUAUUUUUAAAGUAUAGAUGGAGUAAAAUUACAAUAUUGACUAAAUGUGUGUAGAUGAGGGACAGAAGAGUGAGUUCUUUCUGCAUCUGGGCUGAGGAUUUUCAAGGAGCUGGUUAUAAAUCUCCUAGAAAAUGAGAAUCUAGUCUCCUGGAUCCUCUGGAAUUUUCUCUUUUUGGAGAAUUCUACAAUUUGUCCUAUUUAAUUUCAUCACCUGAUUUGUACUUAAAUAUUUGUUGCAAAAUGAAUUUGUUCUACUAAAAUAAAAUCUUAAUUUCUGUCUGUAAUCCGUGAAGAGAGGUAGGUACUACUGAGAGUGAUCCUGUUUUCUGCUUUGGUGAUAUUCAGGGUUAUUUACCUCUGUUCCUUGUCCAGGGAACUUAUUAUAAUGCUCACUUUAUGAGUGUCUAAGACAUAGACAGAAACUGGGGGCUUGGAAUUUGUGGACUGAAUUACAUCUUCAGUUUUUGAUACUUGGGUGCAGGUUUUGACUGCACACCUUGACCAAAAACAAACAUUGAACACAUGAAUAAGGCUCCUUUAAAAUCUGGCAGAAAUGGGUCUUUUUCCAGCCUCCAAUGAAUGUUCAUUUUCUCUUUAAUGAAAUUCAAAAUUUGUUUUCAAAAUCACUGACAAUAGAGGAAACUGAAUUUUUUUAGCUGUAAAGGAUAAUUUUCUAAAGACUUGAAACCUUAGCACAGAGCUUUAGAAUUACCUACACAAAUUCUGAGCACUCUUUUACUUCAAAGCAUUUCAGAAAUAUCCUCUGACCAAUCCUCUUCACUGUUCCCUUGCCAGAAAAAAGUCACACUUGAGAGAGAAAGCUAUCACAUGAAAAUUGGGAAUUCAAGCAAGUUUUCAUUAGAAUUUUUAGCUUUCUUUGGUGCUUUUGCAUGUUAAAAAUUUAAAAAAAGUUCUCUUGCUUUCUACCUCUGCACUGAAAACAGCUGAGUGGUGAUGAAGGAGAUAGAUGAGAACUUCUAAUAACAGGGUUAGACUCUUGUGAAGGCUUAUGCAAAUAUUCCAUGAAAUUUAAUGUGUAAUGAAUAGUCAUGGAGGAUUUCUGAGGCAGUCUCAGCAUGCCAAUAUGUGUCAGCCUAGCUGAAUGAUUAUUUUCUUUGUGGACUUAAAUUUCCAUUUAUAAAUUAUCAACAGAACAGCCUAACAUAUUUCACUCCAGCUGGUUAUUUAGAUGCUAAAGGUCAUGUCCAUAGAGAACUCUUAAGGAGUGUUUUGUUUUUUUUAAUACAUAUGCUCAGCAAUUUUGAUAGUUAAUGUUAUCUAAUUGAAAGAUUCUAGCUAAAUUUACCCCCUCCACCAAAUUUUCAAUGUUUAUUUAAUCACUGAAUUGUUUUCAAUUUAUAAACCAGUAUAAAUACAGGUCUCUUGGAGUUAGUGUUCAUCUUCUUUAAUGCAGUUGUUUUAUGGCUGUAGCAGCACAGUCUCAGGACAAAUAAUCACUGAAUUAAAAAUUAGACCAUUAAUGUUUGGAGCAAUGAAAUUCAUAGUGGGGAGCUUGUUUAGCUACAGUUCACUCUGGUUUUGUUUUGCCUUUUGGGUCAAACAUAACCACAGCAAGAUCGUGCCCCUGGCUCUGUUCAUGGUUCCCUUAAUUUGCUGCUCCUUUUAGAUGCCUAAAUUGCCCUAAACUACUGUUCUGCUUUGUCCAGACAUUCCCAUAUUUGCUUGGUCACCUUUCCAUGACCUGACUGCAUCUCCUCCAUAUUCUGUGAAGUCAGUGCAGACAGGGAUUCACAAAUGUAUCCAGCACUGCCAUCCCAUUUAUCCAGGAGAGGCACAUCGUGCUCACACAUUCAUUCCAGUUUUCUCAGCCCUUUAUGAAGACUGCUAUGCACCUAUCCAGACAUGUUACAGACAACAGAAUGUUUUGUUUCAGAGGGAACAGCUGGAAGUGUCCCUGUAUAAUUCCUGUUCAAAGCAGGAUUAACCUGAGCCUCCUGGUAAGGUCAGAUAUAUAUUUGUCUUGCUGGAUAUUGAAAACAUCUGGUGAUGGAUUUACUACAGCUACUCUGGAAUACCUUCUCAGCUGCUCUAUAUCACUCCCAGGGAAAACAACCAAGCAAACAACAACAAAAUUUUAAAAAUCCAAUUUAAACUUUCUGAGCUGCAGCUUCUUUCUGUUACAUUUUUUUAUCCCACCUUUUAUUCCAUGGGGUUGAUCUUGCUUCUGGUACAAUUACAACUUCCUUUUCCAUGCUUUCAGACAGCUCUUUGUCACUUGGUGUCUUUUGUGCCAGGCUAGACAAGCCUAACUCAGUCUGCCCUCAGAAGAUGUGUGCUCAGACCCCUCACCAUCUUGGUGAUCUUUUAUUGGGCUCCAUCCAGUCUCUCAUUGCUGAACUGGGUUUAAGAGGCACCAGGAUCUGGCCAGCUUCAUUGGAUGGUAGCUCUGCUGCAGACUGGAGCCUUUUUCCUGCUCAGGAGAGCCUCUGACUGCUGGCACUCAUCACAUCCUCUCCCUGUCUGAUGCUCUAUCCAAACAGCUGGAGCUGUUCUCCUGGUGCCACAACUGGAAUCUUCCAGCCCCCUGUGAAUGAAUCUUUACUUUGGGCACAGAUAGUGAGGAAGCCUAAUGUGACCAGAGUGGCUGCUGUUUCUUCUCUAAUUUAGGAAGACUGUAUAAUACAUCUGCACUUGCCCAAGAGAAAUCCAUGCACUGAAUAGAAAUGCUUAUGAGAACAGUUUAAUCAGUGUUUAACAGUUAGAAUGCUUUAAAUGCAGAUGAGCCAGGCAUUCCCCUCAUAGGAUAAAAGCAUAAAGAAUAAAUAUGUAUAAACUCUUCUUAUGCAAAAGGUCAGACUAAAUUAACUUCUGCUACAACCUUGAGACUUGAUUUCUCUGCUUUUGAAAAUUCAAUUCUCCACUUUCAUCCAAAGUGCUGCAAGAUGCUCUCAUCUGAGUAGCAACCUAACCAUAUCUGUCUGAAAUAGAUUUGCACACGUGUGUAUAUGUUCCAUGAGUCCAAUGUCUAUAUAUUAAUUGUAUGGAACUUCAUGUCUUCAAGUAUCUUCUGCCUCUUCAAAUAUGAAACUGUGAUACAGUGAACUCUUACUCAAUCCAUCAUGCCUUUCAGUCUUUGAAAGGUAUCAGCUACAAACACAAACAACUUAUCCAGAGGAACAAAAAAAGACCCCUUCUCCACAAAAAAGUCCAGUCUUCAGUAAUUCUCUUUUAUUUUGGAGUGGAUGGUUGGAAUAUUGUGAUGGCCUAGCUUUUUUAUGCAUCCUGGAAAUGGGGUUACACUAAUAAGUAUAAGAGCUUUUGGUGCUGAAAACUCCAAUAUUUAAAGCAACUAAUUUAAGUUUAUCAUUCCUUCCUGAAAGCAUAAGUGCUAUUAGGAAUGUACCUGUCCCAGCCCCCAGGACACUUAGUCUUUCCUACUUUUAUAAGGAUAAUACUAUGUGCAUCAUUCCCAGCUGUGCAAAGAGGCCAAGGCAUUUCUGAUACUAUAAAAUAUGCAGGUACCUGCAUGGGAAAGGCUGAGUGGGAACAUUUUUGAUGUAAAAUGAGUUAUCACUUUCAGCAAAAAUGCUAAUAUAAAGUAUAGUUCUUGUAUGUCACCUCUGCCAUAUGAUAUAUAUACCCUAAAUCCACAUGUACACAGCAAAUGUCUUCUCCCAUAGGAGCUGUGUUAUUCCAUAAGAGGUGAACCUGUGUUCCCAUACACAGUGUAUAUUUACCAUACCACACCAUACUCAGGGGGAAGCUGGUGGUGAUCAUUCAGGUUCCUGUUGCUUUUUAUCUUGGUUAUCCUCCAGAGCCCCUGUGAAGGAGCCAUUUCUUGGCUUCAUCCCUUCAUCCUCCUCAUUGGAGAGAGGUUGUUUUGUGCAGUGAUUUGUCAAUCUCUUGGCACACCAUUAGCUGACUAAGCUUAUCUCAACACUCCUGAGUUUGAUGUGUGUUAUCUACCACCCCCAUGGUUUUCCUGGUCAAUGCAAUGUGUCAAACUGAGCUGCCCUGUCUCCUGAGACAGGGAGCUUGUCACCAUCUUUUAAUUUUCCUUGACAUCCAUCCUCUUCAACCAAGCAUUCAUUUUUAAGCUGGUAGAUCAAUGAUUUAUCAGCUUUGCCACUCUUCUUACUAAGUUUAGCAUUCUAUAUAUUUGACUAUGCAUCCAGUUUGGGAAAUUAGCUAUUUCUUCUUUCUGCAGUUAAAUCUUCUUAUGAAAUAUGAAGGAGAUCAGGAAAGAAGUCUAGACAAGCCAUGGUAUUCCUUUCCAACUACAAAUGGAAGCAAAACCCACACCACUGAAAACUCACUAGUAUUUGUAGAGUAUUGCAUGUUCAUUUUUUCUGUUUUGCCAAGAAAAAGUAUACAUUGAUGUUUUGUCCCAUUCCUUUUUGGGUCUCCGGGUGAGUCAGAGUCUAGAUCUAGCUCUGACAGACUGAGGAGAAGGCAAAGAUAAACCCUUCUCCUGUCUAGGAUGUGACAGGAAUAUACCCCACAGAGAUGUCAGUAAUGACAGAGAAAUCAAAACCUUCCAAAAUCCUAUCCAAUUCAUCAAAAUAAAUCACUCCAGAAUAUUACUGGAUUUUAGGAAAAAGUAUCAGGUCAAAACACAGAUCAGCAUAUUUCAAAACACAAAGUUCAGAAGUAAACUGAAAAUUAUGUUGAUAAUUUUUUACUUGGAUUUGUCUCUAAGAAGAUUCCUUAAAAGUGGAACAGUUUAACUUAAAACUUGUUUUCUUGGACUUGAACAAUUAAUCUAUUUAUUAUUGUCUUAGACUCUGGCAUCAAUCAUUUUUAUAACUCCCCUAAAAUAUACUCAAGUCCUUUAAAAAAAUUAAAAAAAAUCUGAUUUUAAAUCUCUGUCUUUCAAUUAUGUUUAGACAAUUAGCCACAGCAUCUGAGACAGCAGAAAAUUAAACUUUCUCUAUGUGCAGAAUUACCUUCAAUGAACAGUAGAAGCCUUAAGUAGGAAUGACUUGUCUAUUGGGACAUCUUCUUUCUUUUUUAAAGGAAGUUUAUGUUGAUGAGUCUAAUUUAGCCAAUAAAGAAAGUAGGUGAAUUUUGUUCUCUUUCUUAGCCCUCUGUGUCAUGCUGAAAAUCCAGACACUUAAAAUUAAGCAUUCUAGUUUGUGUUGCAAACAAAACACAUCUCUAGGCAGGUUUUGAUGUCUUAUUUUUCCCUGUAUGCAAUGUACAAAUACAGUUACUCUGGUUUUGACACUAGAACCAUAUUCUUGGUUUAAGUAUUGUGAACCUUAAUGACUCUCUCUUCAAAAUGUGUUAAAAUUUUACCUCUUAAAAUCAGACUUUGACUUUUUAAUAGUUAAAGCUAACAAUGGCAGCAAAAGUAACCACAUUUUUAUGGUAUCUAUUCAAAUGGAACAUCUUACACUGCUGGAUUAAUUCCCAGUUCAAUGGUGACACCUAAAAUCGGACCUUCAUUGUUCCUCAGCUGACAGGAGCAUAGUUCUGUGAAGAUCCUUAUCCUGUGUUUCAAUGAGUUACCUUUUACUUAUUUAAUUAAAUAUCAAGAAAAUACCUCUUGGAAUUAAACCCUACUGUUUCCUGUAAAUAAUUAGCUCUGAACGUGGUUUUCUGUAUGCACACUGUUACCAAUUUUUGUUAACAAAGGCAAUGCUACAAAGAAAUAAAAUGUUUUGAGUUUUUUUUUCAGAUAAGCAACUGCCAAAUACUAUUGGGCUGAGUUUCAAAUGAGUAAUUUCAACUUGAGGCAUUUCAAAUUUAUGGGAUUUUUAGUCAUAAAAAAACUAUACAAAAUAUAGAGGUUGGCCCCUGAACUUGAUAACCAUUUGUACUCUUGCAAAAUGGAUGCAAAAUACUGGCAUUGGAUUCGUGCCCACAUUUGUGCACCCGAGCUGCAAAGCAAAGCAUCAAAGAUAUAUCCUUCUCCAAGUUCUUCCUUUGGGGCUGAUUGUUCAGGGCAAGCAAUAUGCAUGAUAUAACUGGUGCAUGUAACAGUAACUACAACAUUCUGCAAAUUUGAAUUUAUACAGCAAUUUGAUAUUGAGGCUGAACUUUGCAGAUGAGUACUCCAUGGUAUUUUUAAUUAUAACCCUUUCUGUGGUCUGAAUAUGAGUACAGCUGAUUCCAUCAUGUGACACUUGAGGUUGGACUUUUAAAUGAGACAUUAUUAUAUUUGAUUGAGGCAGUUAUGUUUCUCAAGAAUUAUUUCAAAUCAUAUAGAAGAGGCAAUAAUUAGAGUUUGAGAGCUUAGAAAAUCUGUAUUUUAUUUUUUUUAAGGCAGCAAGAUUUACACCACGUGCUCUGUCUGCCUCUGUCUAAUUUACUUCCCUUUCCCUAAUGAACAUUUGUCAACUGCCACACACUUCAAUUUUCUUUAACUACGUCUGUCAAGAUUUAAGUGAGACUUACAUCAAAAAACCAAAACUAAUCUCACUAAGAGGAAACAUGUGAAGUUGAGUCAAUUCUGUGAUAUUUUAGGGAAAACAGAAAUGCAAAUCAAUUUUCUUGGAAUGAAGGUUCAGACUCAACAGCAUUCACAAAGUCUUUAUUAAAGGUCUGAUCCUGAGAAAUGCUGGUCAAAGGCACUGUUGGUGUAAUGGACCAAAUCUGCAAGUGGAUUGACCUGGUGAAGAGCUUUACACAGAUACAAGAUCUUAACAAAUGGCAACCAGCAGCAUCCAUGGCAUCUCAAAGUCAGACUACCACAAGAUAACAAAUGUUCUGGGUUCUUUUUAAGGCCAAUUUUCCAGUUGGUCAAAUGUGUUUUAAAAGUAAUGUCUUUUAAGACAAAUGCAGACCUCUCCAAGGGAUCAAGUCAAUGGAUUACUGUGGACAGAUCCUUAUAGGUUAAGGGAAAGGGCUUUUAAUUUUUAAAUCUACUACUUUGAAUCAUGACCAUACAAAAAAGCUGAAGAAAUCUGACAUGGUCCCUUGUAUAAAUAAGAUCAUGAAUGUAAAGCUUAUAAUGCCACUGUGAAAUUUUAAUGCUUAUUUAUUAUGGUUAUGAUGAAACCUGUAUAAUAAGAUGAUGAUGAGAAAAUAAUAAUAACAAUAAUAAUAAUAAUAAUAAUAAUAAUGAAUAGUCAUCAGUGCCAAUAUGAUUCUACUAUUUUUCUACAUAUGCUUUAUCGUGGCAUUUUGUGUAGCUUGUGUUCUGUGUAAAGAAAUGUCAAUAAAAUCUUUGCUUCCUUUUGUCUGUA